UUCAUUUACAUCCACAAAACCCAAUUUUAUGGUGAAAGAGAGAGAAGAAAGGGGAUUGCUGUCAGAACCUGUGAAUAGGAUGGCAAUGGAGGUUGAACAGGUUGUUCGAAGAGCUUCUGAAGUUGUUCGAAAGCAGAAGAUUGGAUCGAGAAGUAUAGAGGAAUCGAGAAAGAUGUGGGUCAUAGCUGGACCGGCUAUCUUGACUUCGGUUGCUCAAUUCUCCAUUGGGUUCGUCACUUCGGCCUUUGUCGGUCAUCUUGGCGAGCUCGAACUUGCUGCCGUUUCUGUUGUUCAGAAUGUCAUUGAAGGUUUUGUUUAUGGGAUCAUGCUAGGAAUGGGAAGUGCACUUGAAACCCUUUGUGGGCAAGCAGUUGGGGCAGGGCAAUUCAACAUGCUUGGAAUCUACAUGCAAAGAUCAUUCAUAAUAACAUUAUUCACAGCUCUUCUACUAACUCCUAUUUACGUCCUCACAUCGCCGUUACUCCAACUUUUACGACAAGACAAAGACAUUUCUCGACUCGCUGGAAAAUACGCGGUUUGGACCACGCCCCAAUUGUUCGCGUACGCUCUCAAUUUUCCGAUUCAAAAAUUUCUUCAAGCUCAAAGCAAGAUCUGGGUGAUGACCACAAUUUCUAUGUUGGCAUUGGCAUUACAUGUUUUGCUUAAUUGGUUGUUGAUAACUGAGAUGGGUAAGGGCUUGUUUGGUGCUGCCUUGGCUGGUAAUAUUUCUUGGUGGCUUGUUGUUUUGGCACAAAUGAUUUAUGUUACAUGUGGUUAUUUCCCUGAGGCUUGGACCGGGUUUUCUUGGUUGGCUUUUAAAUCUUUGGGUUCUUUUAUCAAGCUUUCAAUUGCCUCUGCUGUAAUGUUAUGCUUGGAGCUAUGGUAUUACACUGUGAUUAUUCUCAUGGUGGGUUGGCUAAAGAAUCCAGAAGUAGCUGUCAGUGCCAUUUCAAUCUGCAUGAACAUACAACUAUGGACACUGAUGGUCACACUAGGUUUCAAUGCUGCAGUCAGCGUGAGAGUUUCGAACGAGCUAGGAGCUGGGCGUCCAAAACCGGCUAAAUUCUCUGUAGUGGUGGCGGUUUUUACAUCUACAGUCUUUGGGAUAGUGUUUACUGCCGCGAUUAUAGCGACGAAGAACUACUUCCCCAACGUGUUCACAAGUGACGAAGAUGUGAAAAGAGAAACAUCGAAGUUGGGCUAUUAUUUGGCUGCAACUAUUCUCCUCAACAGCAUCCAACCAGUUCUUCAUGGGGUAGCAGUUGGAGCAGGGUGGCAACUUUCAGUUGCUUUAAUAAACACAGGAUGUUACUAUGUAUUUGGUCUUCCACUUGGUGCAUUACUUGGUUACAAAUUUCAGCUUGGAGUUUCUGGAAUUUGGCUUGGGAUGUUAGCUGGAUCUCUCCUUCAAACUAUUGUAUUGCUUUUCAGCAUUUUUAGAGCAAAUUGGCAGAAAGAGGCAUUGCAAGCCGAGGAACGUCUUCGAUCAUACGCAGCAACUCCACUUCCUCAAAAUGAAAAUGUAGCUAUGGGUAUGAUGUUACAUGAUGUUGAUGAUGAAUUGAAUUUUAGGAAUGGUUAAUUUGUGACAUUCAAUUCUAAAAGGAUAUAUGAUGAACAAACAAAGGGGUAUAGAACACUUGGAUAUAAGGGAGAUUAAGAUCCUUUUUUUUAUAUAGCAAAAAGGAUAUUAAUAAGGGCUCUUUAUUUCAUUCUUCAUUUUGUUUUUAAUUAUUUUUCUCUUUUUUAAUACUCAUAAUUAGUCAAUUUACAUGUUAAAUAUGAUCUGAUUAAUUGGAGCACUACAAGUUUUGAAAAUUAGCCUGUUUAACAACAA
Molecule: messenger RNA, 1837 nt
Organism: Impatiens glandulifera
Lineage: Eukaryota; Viridiplantae; Streptophyta; Magnoliopsida; Ericales; Balsaminaceae
Product: protein DETOXIFICATION 33-like
Exons: 7
Coding region: 29-1582 (517 amino acids)
Biological process (GO): xenobiotic detoxification by transmembrane export across the plasma membrane
Cellular component (GO): membrane
Molecular function (GO): antiporter activity; xenobiotic transmembrane transporter activity
Source: RefSeq, a predicted model, not a curated record